AUGUCGAAAUACCUGAAGACCAUACGAAAGAACAAACUAGAGUUACCCAAUAAAUAUAUAGUCACAAACGCGGCACAGCUUAUAGAAAAUAUGACGCCCUUACAUAUCACUAAUAAUAAUAAAUUGGUAUCAUUUGAUAUAAAGGGUCUUUACCCGUCAAUACCAACAACAGAGACAAUGGAUAUUUUAUUUAGAAUAUUACUCGGCAAAACGGAAAAGAAAAUCGCAAAAGACAUUAUCAAUACUUUGAAGACUACGAUAAACCAAAAUUAUUUCCGAUUUAACAACAAAAUAUACAGGCAAAUAAAUGGACUAGGAAUGGGUAACCCAAUAUCGGCUCUACUCACGGAGGUGUUCAUGCAAAGCCUAGAGGAGAAAUAUAUGGAGCAUUUCACAACCAAUUUAGGGGUCAGCUUCUACGCUAGAUAUGUGGACGACAUAAUAUGCAUAAUAACGGGGGACAAAGAGGAGCAGAUAUUAUACUACCUUAAUGAACAACACAAAAAUAUAGCUUUCACGAUGGAUACNAUCUAA
This is a messenger RNA of Rhagoletis zephyria (snowberry fruit fly), 534 nucleotides long. RefSeq lists its product as uncharacterized. The record is from RefSeq and is a predicted model, not a curated record. Lineage: Eukaryota; Metazoa; Arthropoda; Insecta; Diptera; Tephritidae.